AUGGCUCAAUUACUUGGAACACUUGCUAAAUGGGCAAUCCCUGUUGGCCUCGCUGUUGGUGGUGCUCAAUCCGCCAUGUAUGAUGUCCAGGGUGGUUACAGAGCUGUCAUUUUCGACCGUAUUCAAGGUGUGAAGCCUAAUUCCAUCGGUGAAGGUACUCACUUUUUGGUCCCUUGGCUCCAACGUGCUGUCUUGUUUGAUGUGCGUACAAAGCCCCGUAACAUUUCCACCACUACUGGUUCCAAGGAUAUGCAAAUGGUCUCUUUGACUUUGCGUGUCUUGCAUCGUCCUGAAAUCAAAAACUUGCCCUCUAUCUAUCAAAAUUUGGGUUUGGAUUACGAUGAGAGAGUGUUGCCUUCUAUUGGUAACGAAGUCUUGAAGGCUGUUGUUGCUCAGUUUGAUGCCUCUGAAUUGAUUACUCAACGUGAGGUUGUUUCUGCCAAGAUUCGUGAGGAAUUAUACAAGCGUGCUAGAGACUUCAACUUGGCCUUGGAGGAUGUUUCUAUUACACACAUGACUUUCGGUAAGGAAUUCACCAACGCUGUUGAGCAAAAGCAAAUCGCACAACAAGAAGCUGAGCGUGCCAAGUUUGUCGUUGAACGUGCUGAACAAGAGAAGCAAGCUGCUAUCAUCCGUGCUGAAGGUGAUUCCGAAGCUGCUGAGAUGAUCUCUUCAGCAUUGGCUAAGGCUGGUGAAGGUUUCAUUGCCUUCCGUAGAAUUGAAGCCAGUAAAGACAUUGCACAAACUCUUUCUCAAGCUCGCAAUGUUACCUAUUUACCCAGCAGUGCCCAAGGCGGUAGCAACAUGUUGCUUGGCCUUAAUGCCAACUAA
This is a messenger RNA of Mucor velutinosus, 831 nucleotides long. RefSeq lists its product as uncharacterized. NCBI's taxonomy places the organism in Eukaryota, Fungi, Mucoromycota, Mucoromycetes, Mucorales, Mucoraceae. Gene Ontology annotation, cellular component: mitochondrion; membrane. Bases 1 to 831 code for a protein of 276 amino acids. Gene Ontology annotation, biological process: mitochondrion organization. The transcript is spliced from 4 exons. The record is from RefSeq and is a predicted model, not a curated record.